Molecule: messenger RNA, 711 nt
Organism: Cicer arietinum (chickpea)
Lineage: Eukaryota; Viridiplantae; Streptophyta; Magnoliopsida; Fabales; Fabaceae
Source: RefSeq, a predicted model, not a curated record
AUGAAGAAAGAUGAACUUCAAAGUUCAUUGGAAGCUCAUGAACAAAGGAUGGACGAAAGAGGAAACGCUAAAGCCAAAGCGGAAGUUGCUUUGCAAGCCCGUUUCAACGAGAAGAAUAAGAAAUCGAAAGGGAAAUGGCCUUCUAGAGGAAAGAAGAAUUUCCAGAAUUUUGAUGGAAAAGAGUCACAAAAUUCAAGGAAAGGUGAGGGCAGUUCCAAAGGUGGUGGUCAAGACAACUACAGAGCGAAACCAAGGGAGAAUCACGCGGAUGAGGCUAAGGUUGCUAGGCAAGACGUGGAUUAUGAUAACACGGUUCUUGUAAUGAUCACAGAAGAGAACUAUGGCAUCAAAGAGGUGCUGGACAGCAACUGUGACAAGAGGAAGUUGCUGGACAACAACUAUUGCAGUGUAGAAAAAUCUGCAAUAACGCAUUCGGAGAAAAGCGCAAUGGUAACAGUUCGAGAUGGAGCCCAAUGGAUAAAUGAGUGGUACUUGGACUCAGGUUGUUCGACACAUAUGACGGGAAGAAAGGAUUGGUUCGUGAAGAUCAAUCAAGCCACGCGAAGUAGAGUGAAAUUCGCGGAUGACACGACAUUAGCGGCCGACGGUGUCGGUGAUGUUUUGAUCAUGAGAAGGGAUGGUGGUCAUUCCUUGAUCAAAGAUGUGUUGUACAUUCCAGGAAUCAAGUGUAAUCUCUUGAGUAUUGGCUAA